This is a messenger RNA of Erinaceus europaeus (western European hedgehog), 3547 nucleotides long. It is a transcript of the gene MAP3K21, whose product is annotated as mitogen-activated protein kinase kinase kinase 21. The record is from RefSeq and is a predicted model, not a curated record. Gene Ontology annotation, biological process: protein phosphorylation. Gene Ontology annotation, molecular function: JUN kinase kinase kinase activity; ATP binding; protein binding. The coding region runs from base 340 to 3483 and encodes 1047 amino acids. NCBI's taxonomy places the organism in Eukaryota, Metazoa, Chordata, Mammalia, Eulipotyphla, Erinaceidae. The transcript has 10 exons.
GGCUGAUCGGGUCCGGGAGGAGGCGGGUCCUGAAAGCUACUAGGCAGAGUGUGCGGCCCGCAGCCCGCAAGGUUUGCGCGCCACCAUGGUGCCACAACGCCCGCGAGCGCGGGGCCAGCUGCAGCAGCGCAGGCAGCCGAGGAAGAACGGGGACUGAAGCCCGAGCCCCGGGGAAGCAGAGCGGUGACCCCCGACCCCACCCAUCCCACCGCCGCGCAGCCGCCACUCGUCCUCCUCCUUUCCAGGGGAGCGGGCUGCUACUCAGCCGGACGAUGUGCGCACCCGGCCGCCCGGGAGGCUGAGCCCACCGCUCCGCCCGAGCCCUCGCGGCCGCCCUCCAUGGCCUGGCUGGGCGACGGGGGUGCGGCUGACAGGCCGGUGAGCCCGGCCCGGGGCGCCUCCGCGGACUCCGUGUCUUCUUCGUCCUCCUCCUCCGGGGGCUCGGCCGCUUCGGCAGGAGCGGGGCUGUGGGCCGCCCUGUACGACUACGAGGCGCGCGGGGAGGACGAGCUGAGCCUGCGGCGCGGCCAGCUGGUGGAGGUGCUAUCCCAGGACGCCGCCGUGUCCGGGGACGAGGGCUGGUGGGCCGGCCAGGUGCAGCGGCGCCUCGGUAUCUUCCCCGCCAACUACGUGGCGCCGUGCCGCCCUGCCGCUUGCCCCGCGCUGCCGCCUUCAGGGCCGCCGCCAAGGCCCGGCUCGCCUGUGCACGUCGACUUCGAGCGGCUGGAACUCAAGGAGCUCAUCGGUGCGGGCGGCUUCGGACAAGUGUACCGCGCCACUUGGCAGGGCCAGGAGGUGGCCGUGAAGGCGGCGCGCCGGGACCCGGAGCAGGACGCGGCGGCGGCGGCCGAGAGUGUGCGGCGGGAGGCGCAACUGUUCGCCAUGCUGCGGCACCCCAACAUCAUCGAGCUGCGCGGCGUGUGCCUGCAGCAGCCGCACCUCUGCCUGGUGCUGGAGUUCGCCCGCGGGGGAGCGCUCAACCGCGCGCUGGCCGCAGGCAACUCAGCCCCGGACCCGCGCGCGCCAGGCCCGCGCCACACGCGCCGCAUCCCCCCACACGUGCUGGUCAACUGGGCCGUGCAGAUCGCCCGGGGCAUGCUGUACCUGCACGAGGAGGCGGUGGUGUCCAUCCUGCACCGGGACCUCAAGUCCAGCAACAUUUUGCUGCUUGAGAAGAUAGAACAUGAUGACAUUUACAACAAAACAUUGAAGAUUACGGAUUUUGGAUUAGCUAGAGAAUGGCAUAGGACCACCAAAAUGAGUACUGCAGGUACCUAUGCCUGGAUGGCCCCAGAAGUAAUUAAGUCGUCUUUGUUUUCUAAGGGAAGUGAUAUCUGGAGCUAUGGGGUGCUGCUGUGGGAACUGCUCACAGGAGAAGUUCCAUAUCGUGGUAUUGAUGGUCUUGCUGUGGCUUAUGGAGUAGCAGUCAAUAAACUCACUUUGCCCAUUCCAUCCACUUGCCCUGAGCCUUUUGCCAAGCUCAUGAAAGAAUGCUGGCAACAGGACCCUCAUAUUCGUCCAUCAUUUGCUGCAAUUCUGGAACAACUGAUGGCUAUUGAAGGGGCAGUUAUGACUGAAAUGCCCCAAGAAUCUUUUCAUUCCAUGCAAGAUGAUUGGAAACUGGAAAUUCAACAAAUGUUUGAUGAACUGAGAACUAAAGAAAAGGAACUUCGAUCACGAGAAGAGGAGUUAACGAGAGCAGCCCUUCAGCAGAAGUCUCAGGAGGAACUGCUGAAGCGUCGUGAACAGCAGCUUGCAGAACGCGAGAUUGAUGUGCUGGAGCGUGAGCUGAAUAUUAUGAUAUUCCAGUUAAACCAAGAAAAGCCAAAAGUAAAGAAGAGGAAGGGGAAGUUUAAGCGAAGUCGUUUAAAACUCAAAGAUGGACAUAGAAUCAGUUUACCUUCAGAUUUUCAGCACAAAAUAACUGUGCAGGCUUCUCCCAAUUUGGACAAACGAAGAAGUUUGAACAGCAGUGGUUCCAGCCCACCCAGUAGCCCCACAGUGAUUCCCCGACUCCGAGCUAUACAGUUGACUUCAGAUGAAAGCAAUAAAACUUGGGGCAGGAACACAGUCUAUCGACAAGAAGAAUUUGAAGAUGUGAAAAGGAAUUUUAAGAAAAAAGGUUGUACAUGGGGACCAAAUUCAAUUCAGAUGAAAGAAAAAACUGAUUGCAAAGAAAGAGUAAGACCUCUCUCAGAUGGCAAUAGUCCUUGGUCAACUCUCUUAAUAAAACACCAGAAAACCAUGCCGUUGGCUUCAUUAUUUGCAGACCAUCCAGGUGCUUGUGAAGAACCAAAACUUUCCCCUGAAGGAUUAGAACACAGAAAACCAAAGCAAAUAAAAUUGUCCAGCCAAGCCUAUAUUGAUCUACCUCUUUGGAAAGAUGGUCAGAGAGAGAAUCCAGGCGAACCUGAAAGCUGGGAGACAGGAACCCCUGUGAGUCCUUCCUCUGGGACUCCUCAGGUCACCCCUACAAAUAGUCUUAGCAGAUCCCCCCAGAGAAAGAAAACAGAAUCUGCUUUGUAUAGCUGUACCAUGCUACUGGCAUCAGUAGCUUUGGGACUGGAUAUCAGAGAGCUCAAGAAAGCACAGCCUACGGUAGAACUAUCACCCAAAGAAGAAAGGAGGAAGCGUGAGGGAAUCUUCCAGUGGACUUCCAAGUCUUGCAGUAAUGCUGGUCUUCCCACAAGAUCACUGUCCACACAUGAGGGGUCCAGCAGUUCACCUUUGCUUCCUUCAAAUGCCACGAGUCUUCUUUCCAUGCCUUCUCUCUCCACAAAGUGCUUGCUACAAAAUGAUGGAGAAGAUUUGUUUGAGAGCAACACACACAUCAUUUCUGACUCCAAGUUACCUACUUUAGACCUUUGCACUGACAUUGGAGGAAGUAGUCAGGAGCCAUCCUCUGUAACACUGGAGACUCAUCUUAAUAUAUGGAAAGAACUGAAUCCUCCUUGCCUAGUGCAAGCAGAAGGGAAUGUGCCUUAUGCUUCUAAAAGAAGAAUAGCAAGCCACAGACGAACCAUGUCUGAUGGGCAUGCUUUCCAGACCCUAGCUGGUGCAGCUAAGGUUUCAGCCAUAUCUGGAGCCUCUGAACUGCCACCUGAGCAGGUUUGGGAAAUGCCCCACUCGUCAUGUGGUCCUCACAGUCACCUUCCAGUUGGGGUCCUGCCUGAAAAGCAAAGAGUUGUCAAGAUUGUGCCUUCACUUUGCCCUCCCUCCCUGAGAGGAAGAGUAGAUUCUCCUCAGGCCUUCCCACAGAGAAGAGAGCCUCAGACCUUACAGGCUGGUCCUGUAGUUGGUGGUCUAAGACUCAGUCCUGACUGUUCCUUCAGUGCUAAUGAGAGAACUAAAUCCCAUGUGCUUUCCUUACUGGACACUGACAUAGAAGACCAGAACAAGGACAGCACAGUGCCCCUAUGUGGGAUGAAGAGCAGGACUAGCCGCCCAUCUAUAUAUGACCUGGAGAAAGGGUUUCUGUCUUAAGUGCCUUCUAUUGUUCAAGCAUUUUUUUUUUCUUUCUUGUAAGAUGAACAAAUCAAAACACUGU